This is a messenger RNA of Trichomonas vaginalis G3, 6492 nucleotides long. RefSeq names its product ataxia telangiectasia mutated (ATM) -related family. Lineage: Eukaryota; Parabasalia; Trichomonadida; Trichomonadidae. The coding region runs from base 1 to 6492 and encodes 2163 amino acids. Gene Ontology annotation, molecular function: protein-containing complex binding; protein binding; protein serine/threonine kinase activity. The record is from RefSeq and is a predicted model, not a curated record. Gene Ontology annotation, biological process: negative regulation of macroautophagy; TOR signaling. Gene Ontology annotation, cellular component: TORC1 complex; nucleus; TORC2 complex. The transcript has a single exon.
AUGAAGAGUAUUGCAAAUGCACAGAUAUUUGCAAUUACUCAUUCGGGGACAUUCAAAGCCCACUCAGACUGGGAGAAGCAGAGGAAGACUGCUCUCUCGUCGAUUGGACAAUAUCUUUUGAAUCUGAAUGAAUCAGAAUUAAAUAAUGUGUACUCUGAAUGGGAAACAGGUAUAUUUGAAGAUAAUAAUACCGAAGAUAUCGAAAAAUCUCUAUACUCGCUGUUUUUAAUUUCACUUCUCCACUAUUAUAAGCGACUUUUCAAUCAAUCUAAAAAAGUAUUCGAUAAAAUAUUCAAAUUCUUAGCAUCAAAGAAUCGAGAAAUAUGCAAAACAGCUUCUCGAGUACUUUACUAUCUCGGAGAAGAAAAUCCAGAAAAUGCGCAAUAUUUACGCGAAACAUUAGAGAUGUCAAAGCAAUUUCUAUCUGUAAGCCAGCGAAAUACCAUGUCCUUCAAUGCAUUUUCAAUAAUUAGCGAAGUUGGACGAUUUUUAUUGCGAGAUGUUUUUACAAUUACUAUGGGACAUCAACCGGAAAUAUUCAAUGCAUCGAUAUCCAAGGACAUAGAACUAGGUAUCAUUGCUUCCAAAGUAAUGACAAUUCAUUUGGAAGCUUUGCCAGCUCAUUCAAGCGAAACAAUGGCAAGUUCCUUAUUCCUAGAUUAUACAACAAGGAUUUUAUCGCAUACUGCAAACUCUACACCUGGAAUGAUAUUGAUUUUGAGCUCAAUUUACAAAUUAUACCCUCAAGCCGUAAAAAUACCAGUAUUAAUUGACAGAUUGAUUGCAAUAUGCUCUGUUCCGAAGUCAGAUGCUUUAAUUGAAACCAUGGAUUUCCUAAUUGAACUUGCAAAUCAAAAAUUAUUUACUGUAGCACAAGCAAACCAAUUAUUACUCAUUCUUAUAUCACAAAUUACAAGCGGCAACACAGAUAAGUCCAUAUUCGUGCGAAUUAUUGCAUUUAUUCAAAUAUUUCCACCACAAAAUAUUCCAGGUCCUUCAAUUCUUCAAUUAGUCUCAUUUUUAAUCUCGAACGAAAGCCGCGCGUCAUUACAUGAUAAAGCUUUUAAAGUUUUAUGCGUUCUUUUACGAAAGGUUAAAAUUUCUGUUCCAAAGAGCUAUUUUACAAUCUUUUCGAAGCAUUCGAUCGAAGCAUUAUCAUUAUCCAACCUUCCGAUCAGCCAAUUCAAGGAAGAACUGCUUCGACAGUUCGGAUUAGGACUAAAUCCGAAAACCUCCAUCCAAAAGCAGAAAUUAUCGCUUCGUAUUUUAUCCACGUUCAGGACCAAGUUAUUCGAGAGCAUGCCACCCCUUUUCGACGCUCUCCAGCACAAUGCAUAUUCUCCGGAUGAGAAAUUACGAUGUAUGAUGGUGAAAAUACUUCCAAUCUUCGAAUGCGAUGGUGCCAUGGACGAGCUCGUCAGGAUGGCCGCAAUUGACACUUCCAAGCGCAUCAGAUUAAUCGCAUUGAAAAAUAUCACCGAUGACGCCGUUAUUCGUAAUCCCUCCUUGAUCGCACAGUUACUAGCAGAUCCAUCCUUCAAAGUUCGUCGCGCUGCAAUACCCAUUGCUGCUUCUGUCGCUGCAACAUGUUCUGUUUUGACAAUUCCGCGUGUUUUGACAUUUACAAGCGAUUUAAUUGCAUCGUGGACAGCAUAUUCCACUCCAAAGAGAUCUGCUAGAUUGUGCUCUUUGUUGCCAUUGAUUGCCCGUAAUUUCGUACAGUUUUCUCCUCCUUUGGCCACAACUUUGACAUAUUUUUGUGUCAAAUUACUUUUGGGAGAAAUUCCACCCGGAUCCACCAAUUUCGACAACCUCAAUGACUUAGUGCACAGAGAAAUUGCUGCCCCACCUAAGCCACCUGUUGAUCCGUACUCACAAAGAGUCUAUUUCAUUGAAAACCGCCAUUUCAUUGAAAAACGUGACGCUUAUUUAUUUGACACUUUGUCAGAAUUAGCGAGUACAUUAAGUCCUUAUUUAUAUCAGAUCAUGCCUGCCUUUGUCAAAGCUUUUAAGAGUCCUGCGAGUGAUAUGCUACAUCUAGCAGCAUUAAACGCUUUGACAUCUAUUGCAAUCAAGACGAAAAUGUCAUUAAACAUCCCGAGAAUGUUCCCUGACGUUCCUCGACAACUUUGUAAUCUUUUGAAUCAUUGCUCUCAAAAAGUGGCAAUUGCAGUAUUGAAAUAUACCGGAACGAUAGGAAUUUCAUCAUCUUCAAUUACACAACAGAAAGCGAGUGAUGAAGUUGUUGAAUGCAAUGACAUGAGGUCGCCAAGAUAUUACACACAUUUCGUGAUGAAAGCAUUGAUAGAAAUGUUGAAAGAACCAAUUUUACCGUUAUUUACUGCAGCAACAACAAUUUUAUUGAAUGAAACAAAUGAUUCCCUUAUUUUCAUGAAAGAUUUAAUGAAAGCGUACGCGAGUUCAUUGGAUAAUGAUAAGAUAAGGCCAACAUUAUUUAAUUAUAUCAAUAUGAUCACUUAUAAAUGUGGAAGAAACGUUGAACCAUUUAUAGACAUCAUUGAACCAUAUUUGAUUACAUAUAUCAAAGAAUUGGAAUGUAUUCAAUUAUGUGCAAGAUUAUCAUUAUCUUUAGUUUCUGAGUUCAUUCCGACAGCUGCAAAGAUAUUCCCUUUAGUACUUGAACACGCGAGAUCAACAUCAGAUAACAGAUUAUUUAAAGAUACAUUGAGAUUACUGAAUUUCUGUAUAAUAUUCCAACGUCAAAAUCCUGAAGAAUAUUUGGAAUUCGCAGAAAACGUUGCCAAAAAAGGUGACGAUAUAAGAAUUGCUUUUAUUUUCAAGAGUUUGAGUUUGUUAGUCCAGAACUCAAUGAUGAAUUUGUAUUCUAGUAGAUUGGCAAGAUUAUCUUUCUCUACAAUACAAAGAAGGAAUUUGAGAGAAGUACAACAAUUGUUAAUUAAUUUGGUUGCAUCAGGAGAUUUAAGUACUCGUUCGAUAUCUGUAGCGAUUAACGUGAAAAACUUGAAAUUCCCAAUCCAAGAAAUAGAAAACGAUGUCAAUAAAAUGGUAAAUAACCAGAUACCGUCUAUUGACGCACCAAGAAUGGAAUUGCCCCCUGAAAAACAACAAAAUUCCAUUUUCCAAGAUUUGACAAAACCGACAUUUUUCAAUGCAACUUUGUGGUUGGACGAUAUCUGUAAAAAAGCGGUUGCAUCAUCACCAUCGAUAGCUGUACGAUGUUGCUUACCAUUGAUUACUCAUUCACAGACAUUUGCCAGUGAAUUAUUCAUUGCUGCUUUCAUUUCUUGUUGGAAAGAAGCGACUGAACAAGAGAAACUUAAUUUCUCUCUUUCACUGAAAAUGAUCAUUGAAAACGCAUCACCUCUUGAACAGAGAAUCAUUGAUUUCGCUCAAGCAGUCGACAGAGCAGGAUUCCCUCUUCAAAUCCCAGACGAUGUCAUUGCAAGAGGUUGCGACAACACUGCUUACAGAUUGUACUUCUUACAAAGACAGUACAUGAAAGAACACAAACCAGAAGUAGCCGCACAACUUCUCAAAUUGAAUACGAAGAUGGGAAGAAUGGAAUCAGCAAGAGGUUUGUUGAGAGCUGUAUCAAGUGAAAUGGACUUUUCUUUAACAGGAAAAUGGUUGAUGCAGUUGAACGAGUGGGAAUCAGCUUUGGAAUUCUUUACUUGUUCAAAUAAUUUGGCAGGAUUAAUUCCUUGUUACGGACAUUUGGAAAUGUGGAACAGAAUAACGAUGCUUGAAAAAGAUUUCAAUAAAAUGGAUGAAGAAUCUCAAUCGAGAGAAGCGCUUUGGUUUGCUUGGGCUUUUUAUCAUUCGAAAGAUAAAGAAAAAGUCAAUUAUUAUCUCUCGAAAUUCAACAUGAAAACACUGAACCAAAUCACUUUUGCCGCCAUUUAUUAUACAAGCAGUCACCAAUACGACAAAGCAGAAACAAUCAUUGAGAAAGGUUUCCAAAUGAUUGCAGAUGAAAGAAAAGUUUUCUCAGGCGGAGAUGGAAGAAGAGCUUCUGCUAAUUUGGCUUGUGCACAACAUUUAGUUGAACUCAGUGAAGUUCUACAAGUAAAGAGAGGACAAAUGACAGAUAUCACUGAAAUAUGGAAGAAUCGACUUGAAAACUUUUCUCAUGAAUCUGAUUCAUGGAUGUUAACAAGUGAAAUCAGAUCAUUGAUUUUGAGUCCAAAUGAUCAUUUGGACAGUUAUUUGAAGAUGUUACGUGUUUUGAGACAAGAACGACAAUGGAGAUUGGCUGAUUCACACUGCGAAAGGUUCUUCAAUGAGAAAAUGCCUCCAAGAGUUUUAGUUGAACAGUUGAAGAUCAUUUGGGACAGAGGAAACAGAAAGAAAGCUGUGUCAAUUGCUUCAUUGAUUAAUGACAAAAUUGCAGGAAUUAAAAACAGCCAGGAUGAAACAGAAGAAAACCUCCAAUUCCUGAGUAAUUUAUCUGUUCCUGUUGAGUCAUUCAACAAAGAAACACAAUCGAGAUUACUGAGAUUGCAAGCAACAUGGCAAUACCGAUUAUAUACAUCAAAAACAUCAGGUGCAGACUCAUUGAAACAAAUUUGCAACUUGUUCAAAAGGGCGAAUGAUUUAAGACCAAAUGAUCCAAAGAUAUGGAGUGGAUGGGCAUAUACAUCAUCAAGAGCUCUUUCACAUUUCCCAGAACAAAGAGCUAAGUUCGCAGAGAUGGCAAUGACAGGAUUCCUCAAAGCAGCGAAACUCAGUCCAAGUGAAUCUUUCGAAUACAUGUGUCAAACAUUCUCUAUUUUCUUCAGAUUCGGUGCAGAAACAGGAAUUUCAGAUUCAUUGAGAAAUGAAUUCGAAACUCUUCCUUCAUCAACAGUAAACAUGAUUGUUCCACAAAUUGCUGUUCACAUUGCAGAUGUCGACGAAACAAUCAGAGCAGUAGUUCAAAAGAUAAUGAUUCGUUUCGGCGAUCAGCAUUUCCAAGCAGUUGUUUAUCCAUUGAAUGUCUUGAGUUUGAUCCAAGACAAAGACAAAGCUGCAAUUGCACGGGAUGUUUUAGAGAAUCUUGGAAUGAAACAAUCACACAUGUACAAUGAAAUCAAACUGUUCAUUGACGGAAUGCAUCGCGCAGCAGUUUCAUGGAAUGAACUUUGGUUGACAGGUUUAGACAAUGCAUCACGAGCAAAUGGAAUUGGUGACAUCGAACAGAGUUACCAAGUCAUCCAAGGUUUGUUCGACAUGUUAGAAAAACCACAGUGUCAAAUGGAUCAUCAAUUCAUCAAAACAAUGGGUCCACAGAUAUCAAGAGCGAAAACAAUGUUUGAACGUGCAAAAACUAAUGAUGAAAACAGCAUCAAAAUGAUGUGGGCCGGCUUCAAAGAAAUCUAUCAAAGCCUUAAUGAUAAAAUGAAACACACUGAACAGAUCGAUUUGAACAACGUCUGUGAAGAACUUGCUAACAAAAACGAUUUUGAGAUUGCGGUUCCAGGUCUUUACUCCGUUGAAGGACAGAGCCAAACUCUCCGCCAGAUCGACAACAUCCUUGGAGUUAUGAGUACACAACAACACCCGAGAACAGCUUGGAUGUCCGAUGCGCAAGGAAACCGAUGGAAAUUCCUCUUGAAAGGUAACGAAGAUUUGAGAUUGGAUCAAAGAAUCAUUCAGUUUUUCAUGUUGAUUAACUCAAUGCUUCGAUCUUCAAGAGCUACAAGUGAUUUAGGUGUUUCAAUCGUUGAAUACUCAAUUGUUCCUUUCGCUCCUAACGCUGGAUUCAUUUCAUGGGUCACAGGCGCAGAUACAUUCCAACAGUUAGUUUCGGAGUACAGACAAAAUCGAGGAAGUGGACGAAACGCAGAGAAUGAAGUAACGAACACAUUAGUUGGUCCAUUAUUUAAUUCAUUGAAUGCAUUGCAGCGAUAUGAGAUAUUUAACCAUGUUGCAGAAGCAACUAAUGCGAACGAAAUCAGAGAAAUGCUUUGGUUACGAUCUCCUGGUGCUUCAUCAUGGAUACAAAGAUCGAACUGUUUCACAGUUUCAACAGCAUUGAUGUCAAUGGCCGGAUAUGUCAUCGGACUUGGAGACAGACACCCAAGCAAUAUCAUGGUUCAACGACACACAGGAAGAGUUAUUCACAUCGAUUUCGGAUUCUCAUUCGAAGAUGCGAUGAACAGAACUUUGUUCCCCGAACGAGUUCAGUUCAGAUUGACAAGGAUGAUUGUCAACGCUUUGGAUGGUGGUUCUGUCAGCGGAUUGUUUAGGAAGACAUGCGAAGAUGUCAUGUGGGUUUUGAAGAACGGAAUGAGCAGUGUCAUGAGCCAGUUGGAAGUUUUCGUUCACGAGCCCAUUUUCUACGGAAAAGAAGCUAAACCAAGCGAUGCAAAACUCAGAGGAAUUCUCGAAAGAGUUGCAUCAAAACUUUCUGGAAUUGAUCAAGAUGGAGAAGAAAAAGAUGUCAAAGCUCAAGUUGAUUCAUUAAUCAAAGUCGCUGCCGAUCCAAAAGAAUAUUGCAGACAUUAUAUUGGAUGGUGUCCAUUCUGGUAA